GGUUUAAAGCACUUAAAUACGAAGAUGUGUACGACAGCAGGUUAUAGCUCUGAUUAAAAUCAUUAAGGGAAGUUAAUGACGGAAGUGCUAAAUAAAUAGAACCAGUUUAAUUCCUCCCGCAAUGCCAGCGAGCAGGGCGGAAUGAUACCAGCAAUGAAGCUGGACAAUUAGGCUUCAAGAUGAAAGAGAACUGGGGAGCUGGAAUGUGCGUAUCGUGCUGUUCAGAGAUUUAGGAUGAAUUUUGCAAACAACAAGCGAAAAGAGUUUCAUCACUUUGGGAUGUUACAUGUGCUUCAAAUUCGGGCCGGUCGGUGAUUAUGAUUUCAUGUGUAUCGCGUGUCUCAGACACCCCCCCCCAGGCAAUUCGAAGCUCCGUAUAAAAGGAGCAGGGAGGCAGAUUUAUUUCCGUCGUCCUCUCCUGCGUACUCUCCUCUACAUCAGGAUCACCUUCAUCCCUGCAAAGAAAUGUCUUGCUACGACCUGUGCCCCACUACCAACGGCAUCGCCUGCCCCCAGCCCCUCGCCAACAGCUGCAAUGAGCCCUGUGUCCGGCAGUGCCCCGACUCCACGGCCCUGAUCCAGCCGCCCCCCGUCGUCGUCACCUUCCCCGGCCCCAUCCUCAGCUCCUUCCCCCAGCAAGCCGUGGUGGGCUCGUCCGGAGCCCCCGCCUUUGGGGGCAACCUGGGGCUGGGGGGCCUCUACGGCUCCGGUUAUGGGGGCUCUCUGGGAUAUGGGGCCCAGUAUGGAUAUGGGGGCUCAGCCCUGUCCACGCUUGGCAGCGGGUACUGCACCCCGUCCUCCUCCCGCCGCUACAGCCGGUUCCUCCGGAGCAGCUGUGGGCCCUGCUAAAGGCAGCGGAGGUCUCAGCAGAGCCACACGUGAAGGCCCAUACGCAGAGCAACGAGGAUGUGGGUUCAGCGUUCCCGCAGCCCCGCAAUGGAGCUACUGCCGCUCGCAUUUCUGAUCUUUCAUCCACUUGUUGUUUACCCCUCAGUUUCUAAGUUUGUUGUUUGCUAUUGUUGCCUGUUCCGGCUUUCCUUUUUUUUUUUUUAAACCAUCGUGGGGCAGCGUAUUCCACAUGGACAUCGCUCAUAAUAACACGUAACUUCAGCAGCAGUCGCACAGCCGGCAGAAGAAAAGCAGCUGAGGACAGCAAUACCUUUGAGCGGGACUUUUGUUGUACGUUCUCUGAAACUGUCUGGAAACAGAUUUUUUUUUUUUUUUUUCAUAUUCUGUGAUAUCUCGCUUUGCAAACAUAAGCAUUUCUUCCUCAUUAAAAUUUUAU
Messenger RNA from Athene cunicularia (burrowing owl), 1285 nucleotides. RefSeq names its product scale keratin-like. Gene Ontology annotation, cellular component: intermediate filament. The record is from RefSeq and is a predicted model, not a curated record. Bases 466 to 849 code for a protein of 127 amino acids. The transcript has 2 exons. NCBI's taxonomy places the organism in Eukaryota, Metazoa, Chordata, Aves, Strigiformes, Strigidae. Gene Ontology annotation, molecular function: structural constituent of cytoskeleton.